GAGCUCCAGCCCCGCGACUGGUAACAUGGCUAAACGCACCAAGAAGGUUGGAAUUGUUGGUAAAUAUGGAACACGUUAUGGUGCAUCCCUCAGAAAAAUGGUGAAGAAAAUUGAAAUUAGCCAGCAUGCCAAGUAUACCUGCUCCUCCUGUGGCAAGACCAAAAUGAAGAGAUGGGCCGUGGGUAUCUGGCAUUGUGGAUCCUGUAUGAAAACUGUAGCUGGUGGUGCGUGGACCUACAAUACCACCUCUGCAGUCACAGUCAAAUCUGCCAUCAGAAGACUGAAGGAAUUGAAAGACCAGUAAAAUCUUCUUAUCAAAUACCUGUAGCCCAUAGUCCAACAAUAAAUGGGUUAAUUUAUGGAAUAAAAAAAAAAAA
Molecule: messenger RNA, 377 nt
Organism: Trichosurus vulpecula (common brushtail)
Lineage: Eukaryota; Metazoa; Chordata; Mammalia; Diprotodontia; Phalangeridae
Product: 60S ribosomal protein L37a-like
Exons: 1
Coding region: 26-304 (92 amino acids)
Biological process (GO): translation
Cellular component (GO): ribosome
Molecular function (GO): structural constituent of ribosome
Source: RefSeq, a predicted model, not a curated record